AUGAGUGAGGAGCAUGAUCCGCUAAUGGCGGGAUUCGAAGAUCAAGGUCAAAGUGAGCAAGACCAUCCAAAUGAGGAAGAAGCCAACAAGGAUAAUAAUGGUGACGAGGGGAAUAAAAGAUCAGGGGAUGCCGCUGCGGAAUCUGCUGCUAGUGCCAAUGAAGGUGGCGCUGCUGACACCAAUGAUAAGCCUGAUGAAACAAUGGGUGAGGAGCCUGAACCUGUGGUACAAUUGGACCCUGCACAAGAGGCACGCCAGAAGGCGCUUAAUGAGUUCAAGAAGAAAUUGCUUGAGCACAGACGAUAUGAUGACUUAUUGAAGCAACGCCGCCAGGAAAUACGGGACUUAACAAAGGCCUUCGACAAAACAGAAAACGAUAUCAAGGCCUUGCAGAGUAUUGGGCAGUUGAUUGGUGAGGUUAUGAAGGAGCUGUCUGAGGAAAAAUAUAUUGUCAAGGCAUCGUCUGGUCCCCGUUACAUUGUUGGUGUAAGGAAUUCUGUAGACCGUGCAAAACUGAAGAAGGGUGUUAGGGUGACCUUGGAUAUAACCACUUUAACUAUAAUGAGAAUCUUACCUCGUGAAACAGAUCCAUUAGUUUACAACAUGACCAGUUUCGAGCAAGGAGAUAUUUCGUUUGAUGGAAUUGGUGGUUUAACAGAGCAGAUAAGAGAAUUGAGAGAAGUUAUAGAGUUGCCUUUGAAAAAUCCUGAAAUAUUUCAAAGGGUGGGUAUUAAAUCACCAAAAGGUGUCUUGCUUUACGGUCCUCCAGGUACAGGUAAAACUUUAUUAGCUAAAGCUGUAGCAGCUACCAUUGGUGCAAAUUUCAUUUUCUCACCAGCUUCUGGUAUCGUUGAUAAAUAUAUUGGUGAAUCUGCAAGAAUUAUUAGAGAAAUGUUUGCAUAUGCAAAGGAGCACGAACCUUGCAUUAUAUUCAUGGAUGAAAUUGAUGCAAUCGGUGGUCGUAGGUUUAGUGAAGGAACAUCCGCAGAUCGUGAAAUUCAACGUACUUUGAUGGAGUUGUUGACGCAAAUGGACGGUUUUGAUAAUUUAGGGCAAACUAAAGUUAUUAUGGCAACCAAUAGGCCUGAUACUCUUGAUCCAGCCCUUCUAAGACCAGGUAGAUUGGAUAGAAAAAUAGAAAUUCCCCUGCCCAAUGAAGCAGGUAGACUGGAAAUUUUCAAAAUUCAUACUGCACAUGUUAAAAAAACUGGAGAUUUUGAUUUUGAAGCCGCUGUCAAGAUGAGUGAUGGAUUUAAUGGUGCAGACAUACGUAAUUGUGUCACUGAAGCGGGAUUUUUCGCAAUUAGGGACGAUCGUGAGCAUAUUAUACCUGAAGACCUGAUGAAGGCUGUCAGAAAAGUGGCAGAAGUUAAAAAGUUGGAAGGUGUUAUUGAAUAUCAAAAACUUUAA
Messenger RNA from Zygotorulaspora mrakii, 1410 nucleotides. RefSeq names its product proteasome regulatory particle base subunit RPT4 (gene RPT4). Gene Ontology annotation, cellular component: proteasome regulatory particle, base subcomplex; cytosolic proteasome complex. The coding region runs from base 1 to 1410 and encodes 469 amino acids. Gene Ontology annotation, molecular function: proteasome-activating activity; ATP binding; ATP hydrolysis activity. Gene Ontology annotation, biological process: positive regulation of RNA polymerase II transcription preinitiation complex assembly. The transcript has a single exon. The record is from RefSeq and is a predicted model, not a curated record. Lineage: Eukaryota; Fungi; Ascomycota; Saccharomycetes; Saccharomycetales; Saccharomycetaceae.